GAUGCUGGUUUGAAGGCAGAGGCGGGAGGAGCAGCCGAGAGAGGAAGGGGACCCCGGACCUCGGCCCCCGGCGGGCUGGUUCUGGACUCAAGCCACUCACUGGUUCUACACGUUUGGACGGGUCAUUUCCCUUGUCUGGGUCUCAGCUUCCUCCCCUACGAGAAUGAAGUUUUGGACAAGAUGAUUGCUGGAGUCCCUUUGAUCCCUGACCUUCCAUCAUUUGACAGCUUCAGUGGAAUGGCAUCGGCUGAACCAGUGGUUUUGAAAAAAGAGCGAGGAUCUCCAUGGGGCGGUGGCUCCGGGCAGCAGAAGGCCCUUUUACUUGGUAGAUCCAAGCCCUUUGAGUCAAGAAAAGGAGGAUUGGACCCUUCACCUGAACCUAUGACCCGAGGCUCUGCGCCCAGCCUGUACCUGCCCAUUGAGUUCCACAAGAUGGGCUCCUUCCGAAGGCCGAGGCCCCGCUUCAUGAGCUCCCCGGUGCUGAGCGACCUGCCCCGCUUCCAGGCUGCUCGGCAGGCCAUGCAGCUCAGUUCCAAUUCGGCCUGGAACAGUGUCCAGACUGCAGUGAUCAAUGUGUUCAAAGGAGGAGGCCUGCAGAACAACGAGCUGUUCCUGCUGAAUGAAAACAUCAGGCGGCUGUUGAAGAGUGAACUUGGAUCCUUCAUCACAGACUAUUUCCAGAACCAGCUUCUUGCUAAAGGACUCCUGUUUGUGGAAGAGAAGGUUCACCUGUGUGAAGGUGAAAAUCGGAUUGACCUUCUGGCCGAAGUAUGGGAUCACUUUUUCACUGAGACUCUCCCAACCCUACAGGCGAUAUUUUACCCUGUUCAGGGACAGGAGCUGACUAUCCGCCAGAUUGCCCUGCUGGGCUUUCGGGACCUCGUUCUCCUGAAGGUGAAGCUCGAGGAGAUGCUUCCCGCGGGGCAGACCCAAGUCCCGUCCUCCAUCGUCCAGAUGCUGCUCAUUCUCCAGAGUGUCCAUGAGCCCACGGGCCCCAGUGAGGGCUACUUGCAGCUGGAGGAGUUGGUGAAACGGCUUGUGUCUCCCUUCCUCGGCCUUGGCAAUGGGGACGGAGUCAUCUCAAGUGCUGCUUGUACACUGGCCCGCCGGCAUUCUCGAUCUCGCCCCAAGGUGACCGUCCUCAGCUACUCACAGGCAGCGGUGACCCCCCGACCCCUCCAAGAGAUGGCCUUGACGCCGCUGACUGAACAGGAGGGCGAGGCGUACCUGGAGAAGUGCGGCAGCGUCCGCCGCCAUACGGUGGCCAACGCCCACUCGGACAUCCAGCUGCUGGCCAUGGCCACCAUGAUGCACUCGGGCCUGGGGGAAGAGCCGGACGGUGGCGGCAGCGACAAAUGCGUGCUCAUCUCGCCCAGCUUCCCUCCCCACCGGCAGUGCUCCAGCGAGCCCAACAUCCUGGACAGCCCCGACGGGCCCGAGGAGGGCCUGGCAGACGUGCAGGAACACGGGGAGCUCAGCUGCACAUCCCCCAGCUGAGCUGCCCCUUAGAUGGGCGGGUGGCCCAGGAGGAGGAUAACUCCCAGAGAUGACACCAAAAAGCUGGUCCUUCCAUCCAAGGACCGGUUCCUUAUUUCACUUUAAGGGGAAGCUUUGGAAGCAAGGCCGGUAUAAUUGUGUGCCCAAGGUCACGUCCAGAGGCCAGGACCUUCAUUCCCCUUUGGUGAUACCACAUCUAAGUCAAACCUCGGCCUUCUUGUUCAGACGGGACAAGGUCUGGCAUGUUGAAGACCCAGUUCAGUAGCACCCCCUGCCUCCAGUCUCUGCAUUUCUAACCCUCUGGCCCAGACAGCCUCAUCUAACAGUCCCUAAGGUAGUUCUCUUCAACAGUGACUUCUCUUAGGCUGUCAGGGGUAUUCCUCAAUCUGAGUGGCAUUAUUCUAACAGAGGGUGGUUGGCUAGGCCUGGGUCACUUGGGUCAAUUGAACCAACAGGAACAUUUUGCUUGGGGUGAUCUUUCUUGUUGUUUUUGAGGCAAAGGAUUAUGGGAAAUGAAAAGGAGGACGACAGAAUUAAUUUACCUCCUUCUAUGUUGAGAAAGUGAAAGAUGAGAAGACUCCUAAUCCCUAAGAUUCCAAAUGAUUGACGACUUCUUAGGAAUGCAUUGGAUUCAGAGCAUCUUGAUUUCUGUGUUUCUUAUGUAAAGGAAGAGUUGUCCCCAAAGUCAGGGCAGGAUGGAGUUUAGGUGGGCGGCUUUUCAAAUCCAGCCAAGAAGGGUGCUAUGACUGGGAAAGCUCUGUUGGACCCAAACAAUUCCUCGUUAGGGACCCUUGCCAAAUGCAAAGAACAUGCCUCACUCUGUGUGUGUGUGUGUGUGUGUGUGUGUGUGUGUGUGUGUGAGAGAGAGAGAGAGAGAGAGACUGACCCAGAUCUUUACCUUCUUAAUUCAGACACUGACUUUUCCCCUCAAUUUUGAGUGAAAAUGACUGCUUGACAACUGUUAGACUAUUCCUGGAAUUGACUUGAAUUUUUAAACUUAUGUAUAGUUUAUUAAAAAAAAAAAGUUGUGUGUUUUUGUUUGUUUGCAAAGGUUUGCACGUGGGAUCUUGCACUUUUCAUCUAACGUCUUCAAACUGGAAAGAAUACACCUCCCCUCCUCCCCUUCCCCACAACUAGGGACUGCAGGAGUAUUUUAGGGAUAAGGAGGUCUGCUUGUCGACAGCUAGUGGGCCACUAAGAAAUGUCAGAAGCCACGUCUCUUGAAGCUAAAGUGGGACUGUGUAUGCUGAAUUAGUAGUUUAUGAGGUAAAAUCUUCACCCCACCUCACCCUAUCCCCUGAGGUCUUAUAGAUAGAAGGCUGGUCUUAGAAUCAGAAAAACCUGGGUUCAGAUCCCACCUUAUACACAUCUUAGUCUUGUGAUGAUGGACAAAUCACUUGAACAUUUUCAUUGGCAGUUGUCCGGGACUAGUUGACAAUCUGUCUCUUCCCCGAGCGUUUCCCUAUGCCGGUGAAAGGUUAGGGUAGGGAGAGGUGUUGGGGGAAGGGGAGCCACCUUCCCUUGUGGGUUAAGACUUUGCCCCAAGUAGGAGAGAGGAUACAGAUAAGGGAGAAACUCAUUCUCUGUGGGGCAGGAAAAGUGUCAUCUUCUGGUGGACGCCCAGGGUUGUUAGAAUAGCAGACCAGUAGUUGUUCACCAUUUAAGAAUAAUGAUGUAUGAAUUCGAGUUACCAGUCUUGUAACAAAUCCAAUGCCGAAGGGCCGCUCUAUAACCGGCAGACUCCAGCCAGCCCCCUCCCCUUUCACUGUCCAAAGCCCCUUUGGAUGAGAUGGUCUCUUCCUGCCCCACUUGGCGACUUCCUCAGCUCUUGCCAGUCAAUGGAAAACAUUUUUUUUUAAAUAGUGACACAAACCUGUCACUAUAUGGAUGUCAACCCAGGGGGAGGUGGUUAGAGACACCAGCAGGGGAGGAAGGAUCUCAAUCAGUUCAUAGUGUCUAGGAAAUGCGAUAAUUUAUCCGCUUUCUCUGUCGUUUAACUUUGUUCUGUAAUUUGGAAACUGUUAAAAAUUGCUCAAUUUAAAAUAUUGUUUUUACUGAUUCUUAGACUGUGAGGCCGUGAAGAGACCUGGGGUCAUCCACCCUAACCGUUUAUGUCAGUUAUUUCUUUUCCUUCUGCCCCUCUAAGUAAGAUGAAAGUUUUCUGAAUGAAAUCUUGGAGAACUUGAAGGAAACUCGUUUUCUUCUAAAUGAAAUCUGUGUUCAUGUCUUGAUUAGGCUCCAUGAAUGGAGCAGCCCCCAUUCGCAAUCAGAAAAGUAAUAGAUUAUGCCUCUGUCAACGCUUCUGUUUUUCAACAUGAUACAUUUAACUGAUGGCUGCUGCCCUAAGCACUGUUUACACGUCCAACAAAAAUCGUGAGCAUUCAUCCUGGAAUUGUGCUAAAAUGUACUUUGUAAUUAUUGUGGCGAAGGGUCUAUUAAAAUACACACAGACAGAGCAAUGAUGUGCAGAGAACUCCUAGUGAAAAAAAAAGAAGCCCUCAGUUAAAUGCAUAAGCCUCUAAGGUUAAGAGCAGAACUGUUCACAAGGAAACAAUCCACUAAAUUCUAUUUGCUGACGGGUAUGAGCUACUUGGAAGACUUUGCCCUCGAGCCAUACGUGUAUAUAAUUAUAUAUAAUAUAUCUCUGUGGUGUAUUAUAUAAAAUUAUAUACGUGUCAUUCUUUGUAUAUUAAAGGUUUGUUCGUUUUUUAUAGAUAGCAUGGCCUUCCCAGUUGGAGCAGCAAUGAUGUGUGUAGUGAUACCCGGCUGUUAUUUCCUCCCUUAUGAAACAAGGGACCCCUCCCUCUCUGGAUUUGUUAGAAUUUUCUUAUUGUCGACAGAAGCCAACACAACUAUAAAGUCCAGGCCCGUGAGCCAGAAGUCUUUCAAGUUGUCUAUUUGUUGUGUUCCCCGAGUAGAUUCA
Dromiciops gliroides (monito del monte) is the source of this 4420-nucleotide messenger RNA. It is a transcript of the gene PRR5L, whose product is annotated as proline rich 5 like. Gene Ontology annotation, biological process: TORC2 signaling. Bases 181 to 1497 code for a protein of 438 amino acids. The record is from RefSeq and is a predicted model, not a curated record. The transcript has 10 exons. Gene Ontology annotation, cellular component: TORC2 complex. NCBI's taxonomy places the organism in Eukaryota, Metazoa, Chordata, Mammalia, Microbiotheria, Microbiotheriidae.